Carlito syrichta (Philippine tarsier) is the source of this 438-nucleotide messenger RNA. It is a transcript of the gene RNF113B, whose product is annotated as ring finger protein 113B. Lineage: Eukaryota; Metazoa; Chordata; Mammalia; Primates; Tarsiidae. Gene Ontology annotation, cellular component: U2-type spliceosomal complex. The annotation marks the transcript as partial. Gene Ontology annotation, molecular function: metal ion binding. Gene Ontology annotation, biological process: snoRNA splicing. The transcript has a single exon. The record is from RefSeq and is a predicted model, not a curated record.
CCCGACCUCUGCAAGGACUACAGGGAGACCGGCUUCUGCGGCUUCGGGGACAGCUGCAAGUUCCUCCACGACCGCUCCGACUACAAGCACGGGUGGCAGAUCGAACGUGAGCUUGACGAGGGCCGCUACGGGGUGGACCAGGACGGAGACCACGAGGUGGGAAGCGGCGAGGAGGAGACACCACUCAAGUGUUUCAUCUGUCGCCGCGCCUUCCAAAACCCGGUCGUCACCAAGUGCAGGCAUUAUUUCUGCCAGAGCUGUGCGCUGCAGCAUUUCCGAUCCUCCCCGCGUUGCUAUGUCUGUGACAAGCAGACCCACGGCAUCUUCAACCCAGCGAAAGAACUGGCUGCUGCGCUGGAGAAGCAGCGGGCCACAGCAGAGGGUGGCGCGGCCGACGUCCCCGAAGGCCCCGAUGAAGGUCCAACUCCCACUUCUUAG